Molecule: messenger RNA, 3221 nt
Organism: Paramecium pentaurelia
Lineage: Eukaryota; Ciliophora; Oligohymenophorea; Peniculida; Parameciidae
Source: the annotation of a GenBank genome assembly
AUGAAGACUAUUCUGCUUAUUUUAUUGAGCGUGCAAAUCUUGCUAGCUCAGGAUCCUUGGGUAACCCAUUACACAGCAUUUACAUCAGCAGAAAUAAAUGAUUUGGAUGGUAAAGAAUGAUAAUUAUGCUUAGGUUGGGUUGUAAAGAAGGCAUUUAAAGGAAACACCUUUAGUAAAUGUGAUAAAAUCAGUUUGGUUGGUGGUUAUGGAGCUUUUGGAAAAGGAGCAACAGCAUUAAAAUAAUUGAAUCUUCCUCCACAUUAUAAAUUAAAGAUUAAUGUGCAGUUAUGGAAGUAAAAUUAAUUUAUAUAAUUAAACCUUUAGAAUAGAUAGUUGGGAUAAUGAAAUUAUGUUUGUUUUGGUUGAUGGUUUUAUAUGGCAAGCUAAAUGGCAUUAUUCAGAGGGAGCAAAUUUAUGUGGAGCAGCUAAUGAUUGGAAAGAGGCUUUUUAUAAUAUUGAAUUUGAAGUUCCACAUAAUUCACCUACUGUAAGUAUAGUAUUGACAUCAAAUUUGGAUGAAGAUGCUUUGAAUGUAUAAAUAAUGAUAAUAAUUAUUAUAGGAAUCAUGGGCAUUUAGAGAUUUCAAAUUAUCAUUUUAAAGAUGUCAUCCAGAAUGUGCAGUAUGUGGUGAUAAUAAACCAGAUAAUUGUUUCUUUUGGACAAAUGUAGCUACUAAUUGGAAUAAAUAAAUUUCAUUAGAAGGAUGGACAUUAGAUGGAGAAGGAAAAGCUGAAUCAAAUGAAUGUGCAGGAGUAUAACUUUUUGGUGGUUUUGGAAAAUUAGGAAGAAAAGCUAAUUUAUGGAAGAGAUUUACUAAUUUACCACCUCACUUUUAAGUCAAAGUCAAGGUUUAAAUGUGGAAGAUUGAUUCUUGGGAUAAUGAAUUAUUUUUAAUGGAAAUUGAUGAUUAAGAAAAAUUCAGACAAGCAUUUGCUUAUAAUGAAGGAGUUGAUCUUUGUGGUGUUGAUACAGGUGCAAAAUAAGGAGAAGGAUGGGCUGAAAAAAUAGUUAAUAUUGAAAUUAAUGUUCCUCACAAAUUCCCUGAAGUAAAAGUCUUAAUGAAAUCAACAUUGGAUGAACCACCUGAAAAUGAAUCAUGGGGUGUUAGAGAUUUCUAAUUAUUUGCUGCUUAAUGUUUCAAAGGAUGUACAGGUUGUACUGGACCAGCAAAAUCUGAUUGUACUUCAUGUGGUUAAGGUUUUGAUUUAGUGAAUGGUGAAUGUAAAGAAGGAAGUAAUUNUUGGAUGGUAAAGAGUGAUAAAUAUGCUUAGGUUGGGUUGUAAAGAAAGCAUUUAAAGGAAAUACCUUUAGUAAAUGUGAUAAAAUCAGUUUGGUUGGUGGUUAUGGAGCUUUUGGAAAAGGAGCAACAGCAUUAAAAUAAUUGAAUCUUCCUCCACAUUAUAAAUUAAAGAUUAAUGUGCAGUUAUGGAAGUAAAAAUUAAUUUAUAUAAUUAAACCUUUAGAAUUGACAGUUGGGAUAAUGAAAUUAUGUUUGUUUUGGUUGAUGGUUUCAUAUGGCAAGCUAAAUGGCAUUAUUCAGAGGGAGCAAAUUUAUGUGGAGCAGCAAAUGAUUGGAAAGAGGCUUUUUAUAAUAUUGAAUUUGAAGUUCCACAUAAUUCACCUACUGUAAGUAUAGUAUUAACAUCAAAUUUGGAUGAAGAUGCUUUGAAUGUAUAAAUAAUGAUAAUAAUUAUAAUAGGAAUCAUGGGCAUUUAGAGAUUUCAAAUUAUCAUUUUAAAGAUGUCAUCCAGAAUGUGCAGUAUGUGGUGAUAAUAAACCAGAUAAUUGUUUCUUUUGGACAAAUGUAGCUACUAAUUGGAAUAAAUAAAUUUCAUUAGAAGGAUGGACAUUAGAUGGAGAAGGAAAAGCUGAAUCAAAUGAAUGUGCAGGAGUAUAACUUUUUGGUGGUUUUGGGAAAUUAGGAAGAAAAGCUAAUUUAUGGAAGAGAUUCACAAAUUUACCUCCACACUUUUAAGUUAAGGUCAAGGUUUAAAUGUGGAAGAUUGAUUCUUGGGAUAAUGAAUUAUUUUUAAUGGAAAUUGAUGAUUAAGAAAAAUUCAGACAAGCAUUUGCUUAUAAUGAAGGAGUUGAUCUUUGUGGUGUUGAUACAGGUGCAAAAUAAGGAGAAGGAUGGGCUGAAAAAAUAGUUAAUAUUGAAAUUAAUGUUCCUCACAAAUUCCCUGAAGUAAAAGUCUUAAUGAAAUCAACAUUGGAUGAACCACCUGAAAAUGAAUCAUGGGGUGUUAGAGAUUUCUAAUUAUUUGCUGCUUAAUGUUUCAAAGGAUGUACAGGUUGUACUGGACCAGCAAAAUCUGAUUGUACUUCAUGUGGUUAAGGUUUUGAUUUAGUGAAUGGUGAAUGUAAAGAAGGAAGUAAUUAAAUUAAUAUAUAUAAUUAUUAGUUAAAUGGAUGACAUUGAAUAGAUUCUUCUUUAAUGAUGAAUAAGAUUUCUAAGGAUUAUAAGAUUGGAUUCCAUCAAAUGUAUUUUAAAAUUAAAAUCCAUUUUCAACUUGUGGUUAAAAGAAACUUUUUGGUGGUUAUUAAAGAUUUGGUGCCAGAGCUAAAGCUGAAAGAAAUUUCAAUCUUCCUAAACACUCUAGACUUAGAAUCUAAUUCUAAUUUUGGAAAGUUGAUUCAUGGGAUGAUGAAAAAUUCUAAUUAUUUGUUGAUGGCAAAGUUGUCUUUGAAAGAUCAUUUGGAUUUAGUACUCCAGGAUAAGCUAAAAUUUGUGGAGCUCCAUAAAGUACUUGGAUGACUUAUUUCUUCAAUGUUGAUGUCAUUAUUGAACACUCUAAUCCUACUGCUAAUGUUGUCUUAAGUUCUACUUUAGACUAAGGUGCUGAUGAUGAAUCUUGGGGUUUCAGAGAAUUUUAAUUACUUUAUGAAUUAAAAGAAGAUUGUGUUGAAUUGUAUACUGAAUGUGGUUUCAAGGGAACCAAAUAUGAAAUCUGUAGAGAUACUCCAUCACUUGCUAGAGUAAUAUAUAUUUAUAAAUAAAUUCUAGGAAAAAAUAAGUUAAGUUAAAUCAAUAAAGAUUCCUCCUGGAGUUAUAGUCUAAGGAUUUGAUGAAGAAGUUUACAAAGGAAAAAAUGUUAAAUUUUCUUCAAGUUAAGAUUGUUUAGAAGAAAUCUAAUUUUCUUUCAUCCAAAAAAAAUUUGAAAUAAUCCAAGCUGAUGAUUCUGUCCUUGCUGCAAAUUUAAGACGUAUCAGAUUUGAUUGAU